AUGGCGCUCCGUGCCGCCGUGCGCAGGGGCCUCCGGCGCUGCAGCAGCAAGCCGGGGUGGGCGCCCCCGGCCGUCGGGGCGGACCUCCACAAGCUGCAGGCAGCAAGGUCCAGCUUCCAGAGUCUGGGGCACAGCGUGAAGAGCUUCUCUCCCAGCACCUACUUCGAGGAGAAGUACUUCUGGCAGAAGGCCAACGUGGGCCCCUUCUUCCUCUUGCUCUUCUGCACCCCCGUCAUCUACCGUUCCUUCAAGGACUUUUACUGGACCCGUCAGCUGAGGAAGCUCAACACGGAGGAGGUCAUCGCAGACCGUUAUCAGUGGCUCAAGCUCGGCAUGCUCCAGGACGAGGUCGACGCCGUGCUCCUCAAGCAGGUCCCCGCGUCGGGCGUGGCGCCGCUGGUGCUGGGGCCCUGCCUGCCGCCGUGAGGCCCGCCGCCGCCGCGAGGCCAAGAGGGCCGAGGCGCACAGGCGGCGCGCGCCCUGGUCGGGCGCCAUUUCUUUCUCCGGCUUCUUCGAGGCCGGGCCCCUUCCCAGCUGCCCUCCCCCCCCCGAGGAGGGGUAGGAGGUAGCUCAGGCAGGCGCGAACGCGGACCCAGGUCCCAUGUCACCGUCCCACCACCACCCGCGCAGCGCGGCGCUGGGGGCGGCUGCCAGGGCGUAUACAGCAGGUGCAGGAAAGGUACACGUGGUUCAUUCCCUAGUUCUUCCGAAGUUCUUCGAUUGUGUCUUGGGGG
Messenger RNA from Prorocentrum cordatum, 734 nucleotides. The record is from the annotation of a GenBank genome assembly. NCBI's taxonomy places the organism in Eukaryota, Dinophyceae, Prorocentrales, Prorocentraceae.